Molecule: messenger RNA, 1850 nt
Organism: Bombina bombina (fire-bellied toad)
Lineage: Eukaryota; Metazoa; Chordata; Amphibia; Anura; Bombinatoridae
Gene: CCN1
Product: cellular communication network factor 1
Exons: 5
Coding region: 116-1228 (370 amino acids)
Biological process (GO): signal transduction
Cellular component (GO): extracellular region
Molecular function (GO): protein binding
Source: RefSeq, a predicted model, not a curated record
UGCAAAGCCGCUCCAGCAGAGACAUUAGCUCCUCAGUCAGAGACACGCGAGGAACUUGCACCUGCGCUCUGUGCAUUUUAUUUUUUUUAUUGUGACUUUUUUUUUACUUCCAAAAAUGAAUCCUAUUGUGGUUGCUGCAUUUCUUGUUGGAAUGUUAGAUUUGGCUUAUUCUUCAUGCCCUGCUGUGUGCCAGUGCCCUGUAGAAGUGCCCAGAUGUGCCCCAGGGGUUGGUUUGGUAUUGGACAGCUGUGGCUGUUGCAAAGUGUGUGCCAGGCAACUUAAUGAAGACUGCAGCAAAACUCAGCCUUGUGAUCACACCAAGGGACUGGAAUGCAAUUUCGGAGCAAGCUCCAGAGCUAUCAAAGGCAUCUGCAGAGCAAAGUCAGAAGGAAGACCUUGUGAAUACAACUCCAGGAUAUAUCAGAAUGGAGAGAGCUUUCAGCCCAACUGCAAACAUCAGUGCACAUGCAUAGACGGAGCUGUGGGCUGCUUACCCCUGUGCCCACAAGAACUCUCCCUCCCUAACCUGGGCUGCUCAAACCCAAGACUAGUAAAGGUCCCAGGGCAGUGCUGUGAGGAAUGGGUCUGUGAUGAAGAUAAAGACUCUGUGGACGAGUUGGACGACUUUUUUAACAAAGAAUUUGGAUUAGACACUAAUGAAGGCGAACUGACCAGCAAAAAUGAAUUUGUUGCAGUCAUCAAAGGAGGACUCAAAAUGUUACCUGUUUUUGGCUCUGAUCCACAAAGUCGUGCUGUUGAAAAUCCAAAGUGUAUUGUUCAGACCACAUCAUGGUCCCAGUGCUCAAAAACAUGUGGAACUGGAAUUUCAACAAGGGUGACUAAUGACAACAGUAACUGCAGACUUGUGAGAGAAACUAGGAUCUGUGAAGUUCGCCCAUGUGGGCAGCCCAGCUAUGCCAGUUUAAAGAAGGGAAAAAAAUGUACAAAGACCAAAAAAUCUUCAGCUCCAGUUAGAUACACAUAUGCCGGAUGUUCAAGUGUGAAAAAGUAUCGUCCUAAGUACUGUGGUUCUUGCGUGGAUGGGCGAUGCUGUACACCGCAACAAACAAGGACUGUCAAAAUCAGAUUCCGUUGUGAAGAUGGAGAGUUUUUUACUAAAAAUGUUAUGAUGAUCCAGUCAUGUAGAUGCAACUUCAACUGCCCUCACACCAACGAAGCUUACCCGUACUACAGACUAUUCAAUGAUAUUCACAAAUUCAGAGAUUAAAUCUGAAGAAAAAAAAACAUUAAAAAAGGGACAAUUACCUUUUACUUGAGUAAAAUGGGGAGAACUUGCAGUUUUUGGAAAAUUGUGCAAUGUCUUCUAUGGACUUUUUUUGUGGGAAAAAAAGAUCUUUGGAGCUGGAUAUUUUUUAUCUGGACUUUGUUACAACAGACUGAAAUAUUUUAGUGCUUCAUAAUAUUGGAGCAAAUGAAUCGCUUCUUUUUUGGAGCAUAUUAUAUUAAACUGUUUUCUGUUUGUAAAUUAUCUGCUAAGUAUUCUGGCCCUUACACUAUUUUUUUGUUUUGUUAAUGCAAAUUGUUAACAGAAGACCAAAACUUUGUAUAUUUGUAUAAAAAAAAACAACAACUUGAAUGUUACAUUCCUUCCUGAAGGAGUUCGCAUUUUAUAGCGUUCAUAUUUGGCAGCUAUCACAAUCCAGCAAUUCUUUAGCAAACAGAAUUCAGCAGUGUAUUGUUUCUUAAUUAAAUAUGUUUAUUUAUCAAAAUGUAGCUUAUUUUGUGACAAUUGUAAUACUGGAAAUAAAUUGUAAAUGACUUUAAUUUUAUAUUCAAGGAAUUUUAAAUAUAAUUAUUUAUGAAAGUAAUCAAUAAAAUAUUUACAUAUA